This is a messenger RNA of Entamoeba invadens IP1, 3588 nucleotides long. RefSeq names its product serine-threonine protein kinase, putative. NCBI's taxonomy places the organism in Eukaryota, Evosea, Mastigamoebida, Endamoebidae. The record is from RefSeq and is a predicted model, not a curated record. Bases 1 to 3588 code for a protein of 1195 amino acids. The transcript has 3 exons. Gene Ontology annotation, biological process: protein phosphorylation. Gene Ontology annotation, molecular function: ATP binding; protein kinase activity.
AUGUUUCAGCUCUAUUUUUUAGUGACGCUGUUACUUACACUCGCAAUGGGAAAGGAUGUCAGUGAAGACGAGUUUAACAGAGAAAUAAUUUGUGGUGACAAGAAGUGGGACUCAUACAAUGAAGAAUGCGACGGAACCCCGAACUGCACUGAAGACUGUUUAUGCAAAGACGGGUAUACCCCAGACCAUAAAGGGGGGUGUAUCAUAUCAUGUAUGUAUGGUGAUGCUUGCAAGACUGGAUGUCUUCUUCCUGAUGUCUGUGAGAUAUGUGAUACAGAAAAAGGAUAUACGUCCGAUUGCCAAGGAUGUGAUGAUGACCACAUGUGGUAUGGUGAAGGCCUUUGUAAAAAGGUCAACCCAGAAACUGAUGUCCUUGGGUGCGGCGAUUUCUUUGAAUCUGCGCAGUACAAAGCACUCACCGACGAAGAGAAAAAGAGUUAUGAAAUCGACCUUGGCUCAUUGAUCGAAGGUGGAAGUGUAACAGUGAAGACACUGAACUCAACACAAUUGUUCAUCAACAGAUGCUCCCGAUACGUCCACCCAACAAAGCCAUAUACAUACGGACAAUACCUGAAAAUCAAAUUACCAGAGUCUUCUGCCAGCACUUAUGUCUCGAUAGAGCUUGAGAAGAGGUACAGUAGAGACGACUUAGUUUUGGCUCAAUUACAGGAACAGUUAGAAGGAACGGAGUAUGGAAUAGUCAUUCAAGAAGAUUGCUUAACUGGGUUUCUCUUGAAGGAGAAAGUGAACUGUUUAUAUAGAAAUGGUGGGUUGAGUGAAUAUGUGUUGUCGCCUCGUGUAGUGACUUGGAUAGUUUCUGGAACAACGCAGUACUUAUUUAUUCACUCGAAGUACGCUGCUGCUCCGAUGAAGGACUUUACUAUAUAUUUCACUGCUAUGGUACACCCGUGCAGCACCAAUUUCAAUGAAAUUGAUUGGAAUGAUAUAGCUGGGAAUGGGUAUGCAAACACUUUUAAUCUUGAGCACACUAUCAACUCAAGGUCAAUUUGCUCAAAGGACUUGGUCAAAGGGUUUUGGUUCAAAAUUAAGGGCGCAAGACAAACAAUUUUGAUAUCGACUUGUAAUUCGGAGAACUACGAUGUUUCUCUUGACUUGAUUGGAGUAGCUGCAGAUAAGACAGGGAGCGUGAACUGUGAGUCUUCGACGGAAGCGAAGUGCAUCAAGUCAAGAAGUGAUGGGUGUGGUGCUGAUUCCAAGUUGUCUAAAAUGGUAGUGACGCUUGACGAGAACUACACGUAUUACUUGUAUCUUGGAAUUAAUGAAGAGUACUCGGCAGAGAUCAAAUUGGAAGUCAACACGACAUGUCCAUUGGAUUGUGGUGAACAUGGGAUAUGCUCUUCAUAUUCUGGGAAAUGCGAAUGUUUCACUGAUCAGUUCUAUAUCUACAAAGACGGUGGAUGCACAUUGUGUGGCAAUGGAAGAUUGGAUCCAAAUGAAGAGUGUGAUUUGAGUGUGCCGGGGUACGAGGAUUCGCAGUGCACUGCGUCGUGCAACUGCGCGUAUGGGACCGAGAAAAUGCCGAUUGGUGGAGUGACGAAGUGUGCUGUCCCGACUUGUGGCGACAACAAGAUAGAUAUCUACGAAGAGUGCGAUGGCGGACUUGGAUGCGACCAUUGUGUUUGUGUCAAUGGCACGACGAAAUAUGCCAAGGCGCGACUCGACUGUAUUCCCGCGACUUGUGGGAAUCGCAAGUGGGAUGAAGGAGAAGAGUGUGAUGGAGGCGAUGGAUGCAUCGAAUGUGAGUGUCAAGAUGACUACUUUGGUCAUAAACAAGCCGACUGUACAAGACUCUCACCGGCAAUGACUAAUUUCUUGUUUUGGGGUAUAGGAGCGAUAGUGUAUAUGGUCAUGUAUAUAUUGGGUGUUAUUAUAUGUCUGACUAUGCACUACUUGUUGACUAAAAAGAUCCGACAGGACAUUGAUAGUGCGAAGAUGGUCAUUUUUGAAAACACAGUCAUUCCAUUUGAUAAGACUAACUCGCAAUAUAUUGAUAUUAAUGGAAAGGAGAAUCCAUACUUCAAAUUCACACCAAAGAUUAUCGACUUUGGUGAUAAGAGACCGGAGAUUAACGAACCAGUGUCGACGGAAGUCACCUUGAAGAACACGUGGAAGGAUCCGAUGCACUUCACAUUCCAUGCUGGAGAUUACACGAAGUAUGAAAUCAUGUGUAAACCAUUUACUGGGACUAUUCGAUCUGGAGAAGAAGUAGUUUUGAAUAUCACGUUCAUGGCGAAGUGCACGACAGUGUUGAAUGAGAAGGUACCAAUCACAAUUCGAUAUGGACAGUUACAGAAUAUCAUGAAAGAUAUUAAAAAGGCGAAUCCCGACUUGAUUGCGCACAACUCACAGUCUUCGCAAAAUUCCGAAAAUGCGGACAACAAAUCGAAAUCGUCUGACAAAUCAGCGUCACAAAAGAACUCGCAGAAGAAAGGAAGUCAGCCCUCCAAAUCGAAGAGUACUCCGAGUGGCUCGGGGAAGUCGAAUUCAGAAGACUCGAAGAAGAAAAAGAAGGGGAAGUCGAGAGUGUCGAAGUUCCACAUCUAUUUGAACUUACAAGUUGAGUCUGCGUUGUCGACGAAACUUGAUUAUGAAGAAAUCCAUUUGCAACACCCCCCCAUUGGAGGAGGAACAUUUGGUAUUGUCUACAGAGCUGAAUGGAGACGAGUCGAUGUUGCAGUGAAAGUGAUGAAGACCGAUUUGGUUGGGUUAGCCGAGUUGUUACCCAAUUUCAUGCAAGAAGCUGAGAUGAUGGAGCGUAUCAGAUGUCCAUAUAUCGUCAAUUUCAUUGGAAGUGUAGUGACGACUGAUACGUUGUGCUUAGUCACUGAGUUCUGUCCAUUGGGGUCACUGAGGAAAUUCAUGAAAACGAACGCUCUUACUGAUUUGCUUAAGAUCCGAUUCUGCCAAGACAUUGCAAGAGGUAUGGAGUAUCUCCAUCAGAACGACAUCUUGCAUCGCGAUUUGAAGACGGACAAUGUGUUGGUCUACUCGAAGAAUCCGCAUGACCCAAUCACUGCUAAAGUCACUGAUUUUGGUACGUCACGAUCAUUCAUAGAGUCAUCCGGGAAGAUUGCACUUCAACAGAUUGGUACGCCCGUGUAUAUGGCGCCCGAGAUUUCGAGAAAAGACCAGAUGACGUUAAAGAGCGAUGUGUUCUCGUUUGCGAUUUGUAUGUUGGAGAUCUGGCUUGGAAGCGAUCCAUAUCCCCCAGCCAAAUUCCCCGAUUCGGACUCUAUUAUUCGAUUUGUUGGAGGGAAUAAACGACUUGAAAUUCCUGACGACUGUCUACUCAAAGAUAUCAUUCAGCAGAGCUGGAAACAUAAGGCGAGUGAGAGACCAAGUUUCAAGGAAGUUGGUGUGAUGCUCGAUGGUGUGUUUAAAAUCAUCAAUAAAGACGCGAAGUCGAGUUCGAAUAAAGAACACUCGGGAUCAACGAAUACUCAUACGAAGGAUAAAAGCAUCUCCGAAUCCACUGAGAAGAAAACAGAAACGACAACGAACACUGCGACACAAGACGAGAGUAUGGAGGCAUCAAUGUCAUCACGAGCAGGCGCUGAAGACGACUAA